Hyposmocoma kahamanoa is the source of this 765-nucleotide messenger RNA. RefSeq names its product alpha-(1,3)-fucosyltransferase C-like. Gene Ontology annotation, cellular component: membrane. Bases 76 to 765 code for a protein of 229 amino acids. The transcript has a single exon. NCBI's taxonomy places the organism in Eukaryota, Metazoa, Arthropoda, Insecta, Lepidoptera, Cosmopterigidae. Gene Ontology annotation, molecular function: alpha-(1->3)-fucosyltransferase activity. The record is from RefSeq and is a predicted model, not a curated record.
AACACGAACACAGAAAGGAAACCCUUCAUAGGAAGAUAUAAUAGUAAGCAAGGAGUAUAUUCCACUGGACAACUAAUGUUUAUAACUCAAAAAUGUCCAUAUAUCAACUGUUAUAUAACUUACAAUAAAACUUUCAUAGAUAGUGAAUAUUUUGAUGCGGUGGUUUUUGAGGCACGCGAAAUAUUCCACGUGAAAAUCGACAAUUUUAACCUAACAAGAUCACCAGAUCAGAAGUACAUUUUUAAAUCUCUCGAACCGUCUGAAUAUUUGCCAGUAUGUCACGGUAUAUACGACAGCUUCUUUAACUGGACAUGGACAUACAAGCUAAACUCUGAUAUAACCCAUACUUUUAUCAAUAUUUACAACGACAAAGACAAGCUAAUAGGUCCUGAUAGAAAUUUGAAUUGGAUAAGUAAAAUGAAUCGGACCGAACAAUUUACGAACGUAGUAAAAAGAAAAACCAAAGCAGUAGCAUGGUUUAUUGGGAAAUGUAAAGUCAAAUCCAAACAUAGAGAAUUUAUUGAUGAUCUAAUAAAAGAAUUAAAAGCCUACAACUAUACUAUAGAUACAUUUGGACCAUGUGGUAGAACACAAUGUGAAAAAGGUCAAAAUGAAUUAUGCCAUAAAACGAUUGAAAGUGAUUAUUACUUUCAACUCGUCUUGGAAGAAUCAACAUCGGAGGACUUUGUCACGGAGAGACUUGCAAAAGUGCUGUCUUAUUUAACGAUACCUAUAGUAUCGGGGGAAGUUGACUACGGCAGGUAA